AAUAUGCAAGAAAAUUAUGAUAAAAUCUUCCUCCUAUUUUAGUGAACCACUAUUAAGAAAGAAAAAUAAAUACUUUACUUAUUCACCAACUGUCCUUCCAGAGAAAUAUAUAUAAAAUACAAUUUUCUCAACACUUUUCUUUCUGUCGAAGGAAUUGCAUUGCAUUAUUUUUCUUGAAAUGCUAUAAAAGGGGCCGCUCCGAGUCGAACUCGGUGGUUCCUCGUCACCGAGUCAACUCACCUUCUCUUCGCUACACUUCUCUGCUGCUUGCCGGCAGGCCCACUGCGUUCCUCCAAGGGAAGAGGAAGACGUCGAGGCGAGCGGAAGCAGAAAGGCGGCUCCUUUACGCCGUUGAGACGCUCUUCUUCCCUACUUGUUUAAUUUUUUUGAGUCGACGGCUCUCUCAAUGUCGGAAAACACUCUUAUUCCUAAAUUUGGGAAUUGGGAUAGAACUUUUCCUUAUUCUCAAUGUUUUGACGAUGUUCGCAAGGGUAGUAGAACUGAAAGGGAAAUGAUCAAUCCACACGACCCCUAUGACAAUCCCGAAGCAUUUUCCGCCAAUAUGUCACUCGCACAAUCACCUGCAACCGCAAGUUAUUCGGAGGCCACAAAGCUCAAGGAUGAGGUGCACAUAAAGAGAGAAGCUAAUCACCGCCACGAGGAUCAAAAAACAUCAGGCAAUCACCGUAGAAUGGCUAGUAGAAGGAGUGGUUCGUCUAACUACAAGAAUAGCCACUCACCACUUCACCAGAGUUGGUCAAGCAGUAGCAGUUCAUUUAUUUCAAAAUCUGCAAGGAGAUCAAGGACGAAUGGUAUCGAAGAUGAUAAUAAGAAGAUCAAGAGAGGCUCGAUCGUGCCUAAGUUUGGAGAUUGGGAUGUGAGCAAUCCUUCUUCAGCUGACGGUUUUACAGUUAUAUUUGACAAAGUGAGGGAAGAAAAACAAGCUGGAGCAACUACAAUUGCCAGUAUGUCUAGUGAAACCACUCAUGUUGAUUGUAAUGGACAUGCACAAAAAUCCUCGGGCUAUUGGUGCUUCGGCUGGUGCAAGUGACUAUUUCAUUAUAAAAUUACGGGCGUGAUCUUGUCUUUAUGUAUGCAUUGUUCUCAAGUUUUGUGUCAUUUUUGUAGCAAUUGUCAUACAUCUCGAUUUUGAAUUGCUGUGUUUUGGUUGGUGAACCAUCAAUAAGUCUAUAGAUU
Zingiber officinale is the source of this 1197-nucleotide messenger RNA. RefSeq names its product RPM1-interacting protein 4-like. Bases 407 to 1051 code for a protein of 214 amino acids. The transcript has 5 exons. Lineage: Eukaryota; Viridiplantae; Streptophyta; Magnoliopsida; Zingiberales; Zingiberaceae. The record is from RefSeq and is a predicted model, not a curated record.